GAGCCGAGUGUCAGCUGGACGAGGUUCUGCUGGUGUUCGGUGUGGUCCGGUGGCACAGGAUGCUGACUCUGUGAGCCGCGCGGUGCGCUGGCGCACACGCGUCUGUCCGCUUCUCCAGCAGGUCCAACACAGUUCGUAUCCAGUGGGUUCGGUCCGGUUUGCUGGGAUGUCUGCCUCCCCUGUCAUCUGUCUGUCUGCCGUGCUGCUGGGGGGGCUGCUGACAUGGGCCCAAACAGAGAUGAAGAGGGUUGUUGGAGACAACACCACGCUGCCCUGCCACCAUCGGUUGUGGGUGGGGGAUGACCCCACUCUGGAUAUUGAAUGGCUGCUGCUGAAGCCAACCAGCAGAAAGAGAGUAGUGAUAACCUACUUUGCUGGCCGGGUUUUUGACCCCAGUGAAGCCGACCGUGGGCGAGUAGCUUUCGCCGGAGAGUUCUUAAAAGGCGACGCCUCCCUGUUGAUCAAAGACUUGUCACUGACUGAUGCAGGAGAGUACAGCUGCAAAGUCAAGACGGGUUCUCAGUACCACUGGAGCACCAUCAGUCUCAUAGUUCUGGUAAAGCCAUCCAGACCACGUUGCUGGAUGGAGGGAAACCUCUCAGAGGGUGGUGAUGUUAAGAUGAGCUGCAAGUCCGCUGAUGGGUCUGAACCCAUCCUCUACAGAUGGGAGAGGGUAGUGGAAAAUGGCAGGUAUGCUAGCAGGCUACCUCUACUGGCUCAUAUAGACUGGAAAAAACCAGAAACUGUGACCCUGAGGAAUCUGACCAAAGACAACAGUGGAGUGUACAGAUGUACAACCAGCAAUGAUGUUGGAGAAGAGACCUGCACCCUGGAUGUUAAGAUACGCUAUGUGAGGGGAAUGAGUGUGGUAGCUGGUGCAGUUGUCGCUGUGUCCUCCGGUGUCCUUCUCAUCAUCCUCACUAUCUGGAUGGUCAUCCGCAAAAAGGAGAUAGAGAAAUAUGAAGAAGAAGAAACUCCAAACGAAAUCAGGGAGGAUGCAGAAGCGCCCAAAGCCAAACUGAUGAAGCCCAGUUCCUCAUCCUCAUCCCGUUCUGGAAGCUCCCGCUCAGGUUCCUCCUCCACCCGGUCCAUGGUGAACAACAUCAGAACGUUCAGCCAGCAGUCCUGUGUUUCGGCUGUCAUGGAAGACUGCCCUGGUUCCACAUUUCCUCAGCCUGGAUGCAAUCCGGCGGUUGUGUCCAGUUCUACAGCAGCUUCCUCGUUUGCCUCUAACUCCAAACCCAGCCCCCCUCCUGAGUUAAGCCAUGGGAAUGUCACCCACUCAGGAGCCCAAACCUGUCAGUGAUCCAGAUACUGUAUCAUACCUGAAAUGUAGGGAGUGUUUUUUCUCCAGUGUUGUUUAUUUAAUGGAGGGAUUUCUGAGGAAACAGAAGGAAAGGACAUACACCAAUGCUGUGAACUGAAGCUGGAUAAGAUGACGAGGCGGUGCAUGCAAACUUCACUCUCUUUGGUGUAAUUAAAUUGUUUUAUAAAAGGAGAGGACUGCUUGUGUCUGCUGCAGUGUGUUUUAAUGUCUUUAAAUUGUUUCCAGUGAGGGUUGGACUCUGCCAAGGCCGCCCUUUGUCACAGAUUCUGUGUUUGAGUUGGAUCUGAUUUUUACAGAUUUCUGCAUUUAUUUUAACCUUUUGUCCCCUGAGCACGGCCUGGCCAACAUGGCAGCAUGAACACAGACAAGAGGAGGUUACACAUUAAACAAUAUCUAACAAUAUACAAAAAACACACUUUAAAACAUUAAAUCAAUAUUAAUGACACCUGUUUGUUUGCAGCAAACC
Melanotaenia boesemani (Boeseman's rainbowfish) is the source of this 1793-nucleotide messenger RNA. RefSeq names its product CXADR-like membrane protein. Lineage: Eukaryota; Metazoa; Chordata; Actinopteri; Atheriniformes; Melanotaeniidae. Bases 167 to 1306 code for a protein of 379 amino acids. Gene Ontology annotation, cellular component: cytoplasmic microtubule; cell surface; membrane. The transcript has 7 exons. The record is from RefSeq and is a predicted model, not a curated record.